AUGGCAACUGUAGGUCCUAACUCCACGAACAAAUCAAAAACAGAGAAGGAAAAUGGGGUCGUUGAUUCUUCAACAGAACUUGAUGCUGGAGCUUUAUUUGUCCUCAAAUCAGGAGGAUCUUGGAUACACUGUGGAUAUCAUUUGACGACAUCAAUAGUUGGUCCGGUGACCUUUACUUUUCCCUUUGCCCUAGCUUUACUUGGCUGGGCACCUGGAGUUCUAUGCUUGACACUUGCAGCUUUAGUGACUUUCUAUGCGUACAAUCUUUUAUCCGUGGUUUUGGAGCACCAGGAACAGCUUGGGAAGCGACAGAUUCGAUUCCGGGACAUGGCUGAAGACAUUCUAGGUGAUUUACUCCCUCGAUUUCUUGGCAGUAACAAACUGUGGUUCGUUUUUGGGCCAAAACAACCAAAAACAAAAGGCAUGCAUGAAGAGUAA
This is a messenger RNA of Dovyalis caffra, 438 nucleotides long. Lineage: Eukaryota; Viridiplantae; Streptophyta; Magnoliopsida; Malpighiales; Salicaceae. The record is from the annotation of a GenBank genome assembly.